This is a messenger RNA of Ilyonectria robusta, 1874 nucleotides long. Its product is annotated as major facilitator superfamily domain-containing protein. The record is from RefSeq and is a predicted model, not a curated record. The transcript has 2 exons. The coding region runs from base 379 to 1803 and encodes 474 amino acids. NCBI's taxonomy places the organism in Eukaryota, Fungi, Ascomycota, Sordariomycetes, Hypocreales, Nectriaceae. Gene Ontology annotation, biological process: transmembrane transport. Gene Ontology annotation, molecular function: transmembrane transporter activity.
GAUCAAGUCCCGAAUGGCGUAUUCGAGUAUCCACCAGCUAAAUAGUCUCCUACGUUACAAUAUGACCUCUCAAAGUGGCGGGAUCAUUUCUCCAAGAGGAAGGUGCUUUUACUCCGGUGGACUUUGGGGAUAAUACUCCGUACUUUUGAUCUAGGAUUGACUACCAACUCAGAGAUCGGCGGUACACGUUACACUUGAGGACGGUGGUUUCCACUGCGGCGACAGCUUGCAGAAAUUUCUGCAUCCAUGUAGAAGUUCUCCAUCAUAUUUGCUUGAAAUGGCACCAGAGAUUGUGAGAUGGCGCGGCUGGGAUAUAUAAGGCGCUUGUUACCUCGGUGCUCAGUCACGUCCCAGUUAGUUGAUAGAGAAUAAUAUAACAUGGCCGAAACUGCCCCAGCCGUUCCCAAAGAGGGGACUGUCCUCGACAUUUCCACGACGGAAGAGGGGCCCCGUGACCCUCACCCUUUCCCUCGCACGAAGCGAUCCUGGCAUCACACCACUCUCUUCAAUGCCUUUGUCAUAGGCGGCGUCGGCUUCCUGGCACCCGGCCUAUGGAACGCCAUGAACUCGCUCGGAGCAGGUGGAGCGCAGAAGCCGUACCUCAUUAACGCGGCCAACGCGCUGGUAUUUGGGCUGAUGGGUUUCUUGUGCCUGUUUGGUGGCCCCAUUGCCAACCGCAUCGGCCUCUCGCGGACGCUGUUCCUGGGAGCAGUGGGAUACCCCGUCUACUCGGCCGGGCUCUACUGCAACAACCGCUUCGGCAAUGUGUGGCUCGUCCUUGUCGGCGCCGUGUGCUGUGGCGUCUCAGCCGGCCUCUUCUGGGUCUCCGAAGGCGCCGUUGCUCUGGGAUAUCCCGAGCCCGGCAAGCGUGGCAAGUACAUGAACAUCUGGCUCUGGUUCCGCACAGGCGGGCCGUUGGUCGGAGGCGCCAUCGUGCUCGGACUCAACCACAGCGCCGGGGCCAAGAAGAAGGGCAAGAUCGACUCCAAGACGUACCUGGUCUUUGUGGCCCUGCAGUGUGUGGCUGCUCCUCUGGCCCUCGCGCUGUCACCGCCAGAAAAGGUGCAGCGCUCAGACGGUACUCGUGUUAUCGUCAAGGCCGAGCCCAGUCUUAAGGCCGAGUUCAAGGCGUUGUGGAAGGUCAGCACGCGCAAGCAGAUUCUCCUCCUGCUACCGAUAUUCUGGGCCGCCUACUUCAACCAGUACAACGGCAACUUCCAGACGUACUACUUUGGUGUUCGCGCCCGUGCCUUGGCUGGAUUCGUCACAAACAUUGGCACGCUGCUUUCUUCUCAAAUCAUGAGCACGCUGCUGGACUAUAAAGGCCUGGCCGUCAAGCGCCGCAUCGAGAUUGGCUUCUACUACGUUGUGACCCUCCACAUCGCCGCGUGGGUGUACGGCUGGGUCAUCCAAGAAAGAUACACGGCCAACCCCCCCGUCUGGGACUGGGAGGAUGCCGGCUUCGUCGAGGGUCUCUUUGUGCUGCUGCUCUGGGACUUUUCUCGCCAGGCGCUGCAGAACUGGCUGUACUACUUGUUGGCCACAAUGACCGACAAUAUCUCCGAGCUGAGUCGCUUUGCGGGUAUUCUGAGAGGUCAGGAGAGUUUUGGACAGGCUGUUAGCUAUGGCUUGAACUCAACCGAGUGGCACGGUGGCAGAGUGCCCCUGGCUGUGAAUACGAUUCUGUUGGUUCUAUCUGCCUUUCCUGCAUGGAUAGUGAUGAGGAACCAUGUUCCGGUUGAGGCAGGAAAGGCUGCUGCUUUGGAUCACGCGAGCGACGAGGAGAACGUGACUAGGAAGUAGGAGAUUUACAGUUGUACGUGUACUGCAUAGGUAGCGGCAGGUCUUUACGAUUUCGGAUGAUAUCUUUUGCC